Pisolithus orientalis is the source of this 3921-nucleotide messenger RNA. RefSeq lists its product as uncharacterized. The record is from RefSeq and is a predicted model, not a curated record. The coding region runs from base 192 to 3623 and encodes 1143 amino acids. Gene Ontology annotation, cellular component: trans-Golgi network; plasma membrane; endosome. The transcript is spliced from 17 exons. Gene Ontology annotation, biological process: endocytosis; phospholipid translocation; retrograde vesicle-mediated transport, Golgi to endoplasmic reticulum. Gene Ontology annotation, molecular function: ATP hydrolysis activity; magnesium ion binding; ATPase-coupled intramembrane lipid carrier activity. Lineage: Eukaryota; Fungi; Basidiomycota; Agaricomycetes; Boletales; Pisolithaceae.
GACUCCCACAAUAACAGAAGCUAGCACCGGCUAUUUGGCUCCUCACGCAUUACAUAUCACUGCUAUCCGCUGUACACAAGUUUCCCUAGCUAUCCAACGUUCCUCAAACGCCCGCACGAAAAGCACCGGAAUAGUUCAGGUUAUAGCUUGGGAGGAUAUUUGGUGGCUUUCGUCCUAUCGAAGGGGUCUACAUGUCCGUGCCUGGACCUGACAUCCCACUUCGUACCUUUGCACCCGUCUCCUCGUCCAGCCACGAUCACCACCAAGAUACCAAUUCAGAGUCAACGGAGGGCAGAAUGCAUUCAAACGUCCUGAGGGCAGCCGUCGUUCGGUCAGCCGGCAAGAGUCUCAUUACAGGAAGGAAUAAGGGGAAAGGAAAAAUGAGAGAGCAGUACCCGGAUGAAUCUGACGAGGAGGCAACGUUAUUGGGGAAUGUCGAGAGGCACGCGGAUGGAGACAUAAACGAGGAAGAUGUGGAAGAAUCCACGCAGAUGAAGCAGUUGCAGGUGUCUCGGCGUUCGUCCACACUAUCCAAGUCGCGAAGUCGACAGGACAAGUCUCGUACUAUUCCAUUCCGUCCUGGAGACAGGUUUCAGUCACAUUUCCCACCUAACAUGGUCCGCAACCAAAAGUACAACCUAUUCACAUUCUUCCCCUUCGUGUUGUAUGAGCAAUUCAAGUUCUUCUUCAACCUCUAUUUCCUUCUUGUCGCCCUCUCCCAAUUCAUACCCGCGCUCAAGAUUGGCUUCAUCUUCACAUACGUUGCUCCUCUUGCCUUCGUGUUGUGUGUCACAAUGGGAAAAGAAGCAUACGACGACUACAAACGCCACCUCCGGGAUCGCGAGGCUAACUCUCAGAAAUACCUCAUACUCGUUCCCCCUUUGUCACACACUCCUGAUUCUGGUCCCCACACGCGCUCUGUUCCUUCAUCGAGCCUUCGUCUCGGUGAUCUCGUGAUUCUAGAAAAGAACCAACGUGUCCCUGCUGAUAUGGUGCUGCUGCGUACCUCAGACCCUUCUGGUACUUGCUUCAUUCGCACGGACCAGUUGGAUGGAGAGACAGACUGGAAGUUGCGUGUUGCAGCUCCUACUACGCAGAAACUGGGGAGCGACAAAGAAUUGAUGAUGCUAGACGGCGAGAUUUACGCCGAUGUCCCGAUCAAGGAUCUCCAUACGUUUAUCGGCACACUCACAGUAAACGGCACGUUACCCCCCUCACCUCAUGAUUCUUCACCAGCACUGUCACACACCGCAGCGCCCACGGUGGAGCCAUUGACGGCGGAGAAUGUCGUCUGGUCAAAUACAGUGCUUGCUGCCGGGAGUGCCGUAGGGUUUGUCGUAUACACUGGGUCAGAGACGAGGGCCGUAAUGAACACGAGCCAUCCAGAGACGAAAGUUGGCCUAUUGGAUUUAGAAAUCAACAAACUUGCCAAGAUUCUAUGUGCUGUAACAUUCGCAUUGUCGGUCGUCCUCGUCGCACUGAAUGGAUUCCGUGGCUUAUGGUACAUCUAUGUGUUCCGGUUUUUGAUUCUUUUCUCCUCCAUCAUUCCCAUAAGCUUACGAGUCAACCUUGACAUGGGAAAGACAGUGUAUGCGAACCAAAUCAUGACUGAUCCGGAUAUCCCGAACACGAUCGUGAGGACGAGUACACUUCCCGAAGAACUCGGCCGAAUAGAAUAUCUAUUGAGCGACAAGACAGGGACGCUGACUCAAAAUGAAAUGGAGAUGAAGAAACUACACAUGGGAACAAUGUCGUAUGGGUUUGAUUCCAUGGAUGAAGUUGCGCAUCAACUCGCAACCGCCUUUGGUGCUGAGCACGGUAGGCAACCUUCCAUCGCGACCGGAGCCCAACUUGCGACACGUGGUCGACGGGAUAUGUCAUCAAGAUUGCGUGACGUUGUCUUAAGCCUUGCACUCUGUCACAACGUGACUCCGGUUUCUAACGACGAUGGGAGCCUUACCUACCAGGCAUCUUCUCCAGAUGAGGUUGCAAUCGUGAAAUGGACUGAGUCAGUUGGCCUUACGCUUGUCUUUCGCGAUCGAACUCGCAUGGAAUUGCAGACGCCCACUGGAACCCGCCUAUCCUACGAUAUCUUGGAGCUCUUCCCUUUCACAUCCGAAUCAAAGCGCAUGGGAAUUGUCGUGCGCGAGACCCAGUCAGGAGAGUUACUCUUUUUGCAGAAGGGCGCAGACGUCGUAAUGGCACGCAUCGUUCAAAGGAACGACUGGCUCGAGGAGGAAACUGGUAACAUGGCAAGAGAAGGCCUAAGGACGCUCGUUGUUGCCCGGAAGCGACUGACGCCACAGAAUUAUGCCGCAUUCAAACAACGCCAUCACGAAGCCAGCGUUAGGCUGGACGGUCGAAAUGAGGCAAUGGCAGCCGUGGUUGCUGAGUAUCUGGAAAGGGAGCUCGAGUUACUGGGACUUACGGGUGUUGAAGACAAACUGCAAGACGAGGUCAAAUCGACUUUGGAACUGCUGAGGAAUGCUGGGAUCAAGAUAUGGAUGUUAACCGGAGACAAAAUCGAGACUGCCAGAUGUAUCGCCAUAUCUACCAAACUGGUGGCGCGGAACCAAUAUAUCCAUGAAGUUGCAAAACUGAAGACGAGCGAUCAGGUUCGUGACCAGUUGGAGUUCUUGCAGUCAAAAUUGGACUGCUGUCUAGUUAUCGAUGGCGAAUCUCUACAGUUGUGCCUGAACUCCUACAAGAACGAAUUCAUCGAAAUUGCUACGAAACUUUCCGCAGUCGUGGCAUGUCGUUGCUCUCCUACGCAGAAAGCAGAUGUAGCUCGCUUGAUCCGUCAGUACACAAAGAAGAGAGUGUGCUGUAUCGGGGACGGUGGUAACGACGUGAGCAUGAUUCAAGCAGCAGACGUCGGUGUUGGCAUUGUUGGUAAGGAAGGAAAACAGGCCUCCCUUGCUGCCGAUUUCUCCGUCACACAAUUCAGUUAUCUUGCGAAGCUCCUCAUGUGGCAUGGCCGCAACUCCUAUCGACGUUCUGCCAAACUCGCGCAGUUCGUCAUCCAUCGGGGCCUGAUCAUCUCCGUGAUGCAAGCCGUGUUCUCAGCGAUUUUCUAUUUCGCACCUAUAGCUUUAUAUCAGGGGUGGUUGAUGAUGGGGUAUGCAACUGUCUAUACUAUGGCACCCGUGUUUUCGUUGGUAUUGGAUCAAGAUGUCAAUGAGGAUAUUGCCCUAAUAUACCCGGAACUUUACAAGGAGCUGACAAAGGGGCGGUCGCUAUCUUUCAAGACCUUUUUCCAGUGGCUGAUGAUCAGUGUGUACCAAGGCGCUGCGAUCAUGAUCAUGUCUCUAGUUCUGUUUGAAAACGAACUCCUGAAUAUCGUCGCGAUAUCAUUUACCGCUCUCAUUCUUAACGAACUUAUCAUGGUUGGUCUAGAGAUAACGACAUGGCACACGUACAUGGUUAUCGCGGAGGUGGUCACAUUGUUCCUUUAUGUUAUUAGUAUUGCAUUCCUGCCGGAAUACUUCGAUCUCGAGUUUGUGGUGUCUACUCGAUUUGCCUGGAAGGUGGCAGUCAUUGUUGCUGUGAGCGCGCUGCCAUUGUAUGUCAUUAAGGCCAUACGGAGUAGAAUAGCACCAGCAGCAUACAGCAAGCUGUUGUAGAGAUAUCUCCUCGCACGAACCACUUAUUCCUUGACCCCAUCAGGACAGGUCUGUAGACUCAUGAUCACCGAUCAUACCGGACCGGGAGCUCCGGUCACGUGCGUGGGGCGCCUUUGGGGUUGGCAUGUUUGGUUGGAGUUUUCCACUCAUCACGCUGCAGAACGUCCUGCAGACUAGUUGGAAGCACAUAGUUGGGUGUGUGCAUAAUCUUAUGGACAGUGGCGUGCGCCGCUCGUAUGUCGGCGUCGCUGGAGUCAGCGACGGUGGUGCCGUCAGUUAUGAGUUUAUACGACAGGAG